Messenger RNA from Piliocolobus tephrosceles (Ugandan red Colobus), 1017 nucleotides. It is a transcript of the gene UPK1A, whose product is annotated as uroplakin 1A. Lineage: Eukaryota; Metazoa; Chordata; Mammalia; Primates; Cercopithecidae. Gene Ontology annotation, cellular component: membrane. The transcript is spliced from 8 exons. The coding region runs from base 1 to 822 and encodes 273 amino acids. The record is from RefSeq and is a predicted model, not a curated record.
AUGGCGUCUGCGGCAGCAGCAGAGGCUGAGAAGGGAUCUCCAGUUGCGGUGGGCCUGCUAGUUGUGGGCAACAUCAUUAUUCUGCUGUCAGGCCUGGCCCUGUUUGCUGAGACCGUAUGGGUGACAGCCGACCAGUACCGCGUAUACCCACUGAUGGGAGUCUCAGGCAAGGAUGACGUCUUCGCUGGCGCCUGGAUCGCCAUCUUCUGCGGCUUCUCCUUCUUCGUGGUAGCCAGUUUUGGUGUGGGUGCCGCGCUCUGCCGCCGCCGGUCCAUGGUCCUCACGUACCUGGUGCUCAUGCUCAUCGUCUACAUCUUCGAGUGCGCUUCCUGCAUCACGUCCUACACCCACCGUGACUACAUGGUGUCCAGUCCAUCCCUGAUCACCAAGCAGAUGCUGACCUUCUACAGCGCGAACACCGACCAGGGCCGGGAGCUGACCCGCCUGUGGGACCGCGUCAUGAUUGAGCAAGAGUGCUGUGGCACAUCUGGUCCCAUGGACUGGGUGAACUUCACAUCAACCUUCCGGGAGGCCACUCCGGAGGUGGUGUUCCCCUGGCCCCCACUGUGCUGUCGCCGGACGGGAAACUUCAUCCCCCUCAACAAGGAGGGCUGCCGCCUGGGGCACAUGGACUACCUGUUCACCAAGGCUGGAGUACAGUGGCACGAUCUCAGCUCACUACAGUGUCUGCCUCCCAGGUUUAAGGGAUUCUCCCACCUCAGCUUCCAGAGCAGCUGGGAUUACAGGGCUGCUUUGAGCACAUCGGCCAUGCCAUCGACAGCUACACGUGGGGCAUCUCGUGGUUUGGGUUUGCCAUCCUGAUGUGGACGCUCCCAGUCAUGCUGAUUGCCAUGUAUUUCUACACCACGCUCUGAGGGACAAGACGGGAAGGCAACAUACACACCCCGGCCUCCUCUGCAUCCUCCUCCUGCUUCCUCCGCUGGGGCCUGGAUGGCUGCCUCACGUCUGCCCUCCCAGCCUCCCCAGCCCUUACCUCCUUCCACUUCCAAGAUCUUU